AUGUCGGCAUCAAAUGCCACGACUGAAAAGGCGUACACACACGUGCUGCAGCUCGAAAAUGAUGCUUUGCGCCGUCAAGUGCAGCAGGCGCAUCUGGAGGUAGAGCGGCUAGCACAGAUUAUCUUAUAUAAGCCGAAAAAUACUCGACGAGGCGACCCUGGUGCUGAUGCGGCGCACGUUGCACGCCUCGAGCGACGCUGCGAGCAAUUGGCCAGCCGUCUUGUCUGCCUCGUGCGGGACCGGCAACUGUCGGAGUGCGCAGAGAUUCAUUUUCUCUUGCGAACACAGGAGGAGGAGCGUCGGUUUCUGCGCGAUGCGCUUGUAAAACUACUGAAGAAGUGUAAAGGAUACACCCCUGGGGAAAAUGAGGAGUGGCAGAUGGACGACGGCAUUCACCCAGGUACCCUGAGCGCGUUGAUAAUCAGGGUGGCCGACUGCAUGCAGAGCGAUGAGGCGCAAUGGAAGCUAGAGCAGGCGGAGCGCCUCGUGGCGAUCGAUCAGACCACAAACUUUAUCGUAGACAUACAACAGGCGGUUGAAAGGGCAGCACGGUUAGUGUACAACUGUCAUUUUGAUCCUUCACACGUCGCGUCUAGAGAGCGACUGCAGACGUGGAGGAAUUUACACAACAACAACAACAACAACGCCGCGAAGAAGACACAUGCAAUCAUGUGCAAUACUUCUGAUCGUCCUCCGCUUUACUCGCUGCAGUCACAGAGAAGUGGCAUUCAGACGACACAAAGCUGUUAUGGCGAUGCGAAUAAUUAUAUAGAGUUAAUGUCUUCUUCCUCGUGCGAUGUGGAUGCGGUAGAAGCAGCAGCAGCAGCAGCAGCAGGUAUGGGCCAGCGCCAGGGUGGCCUAUUGGAGGCGUGCGACGUGCUGCGUGCUUGCCACCGCGCGCUGGAGGAUGUGCGUCGCCUUCUUGGUGGUGCGGCAUCCACGCGCGCCACUGCACAAACGAAUGGAAUGAGUAGUGUAGAACAGCUGUUGGCGGGGUUUCAGCGUGACUUGCAAGAAUUGAUGCGGAGCUGCGCAACAAGCCGUGAGACGUUGGCGCGGCGGCUGUCAACGGAGAUUGAAGCUCAUCGACAAACCGUGCAAAAGUAUGAGGCGCGCCUGAAACUGGUAGAGAGGGAGCUGGUUGAUGUCGUCACUGGGGCUCCUCAGACCUCCCAGUUGCAGCCGCAAGUUCCCCUGGGGACAAACAUCGCGGGUACCCUCUUUCCACGAGGGUGCUCUGACAAGGAGACGGAGAUGUAUAUUCCUUCUGCUGGCAGUGGUCGCCGCUUCCAGCCUGCGGUGGACACGCCACCACCUACGUCGGGAAAUCUGCCGUCUUUGUACGGCGAAACCGUCCGGCGUGAAUCCAAACCAGAGAGGAUUGUGGCGCCACCACAUGGGGGCAAUCAGGCGAUGCGGCGAAUUGGAGGCAGCGAUUGGCGAAGGGAACAGGGCGACAACCCUUAUGUAUCUGCCGCUGAUGCUGCUGCUUUUGUUAUUGAUGGCAUUGGCGCCAGUAAGGGUGCUGCUUCUUCACCUGAGUGGGUGAAGAAAAAACGGUUUGUGCCCCACCCACCAAAUACCCUUGACACAUGGAGUGAGAGUUUGGACGAAUCGACAUAUGAAGGGUCGGUGGCGCACUCACCGCCGCCACCAAGCCACCGGCGCGGCAGCCCGCGAGCCAACAGGGCGGGAUACCUGAAGGCUGAUUCUCCUCGAAGUCAGACGGCACCACCACCGCGCCGCAGAGUCUUCAGUCCGUCUGUCUACUGA
Molecule: messenger RNA, 1773 nt
Organism: Trypanosoma grayi
Lineage: Eukaryota; Euglenozoa; Kinetoplastea; Trypanosomatida; Trypanosomatidae
Exons: 1
Coding region: 1-1773 (590 amino acids)
Source: RefSeq, a predicted model, not a curated record